AUGCUGCGGUGGGAGAUCUUGUCUUCGUGCCCAAAGUCCAAAGCGCUACGGUCACUAUGGCUCAAGUUAUUCAGGACGUUGAAGGCUUCUCCUCUUCCGGCCCCAGCCUUCUUGAGCGCUUGCGCCAUGGCUGCCACUAGCGCUGCACUCCGAUCGUUUGACUCCGUGCCCAGCCUUGGCAAGGCUUUCGUUUUCCUGGCCCGGAGCAAGCUUUGUUCAACGCUCAUGCAGAAGGGCAGUGAGCACCCGCGGAUGUUCAAGAUGCACCUUGGGCCCCAGACCGCCUGUGUGGUGACACAUCCGGAGCUAGCGAGAUCCGUGCUGACGCGUCCCAAGGACUUCAUCAAGAUGGAGGUCCCGCGGAACACCGCCAGUGCGCUCGACAAUCUGCUCCAGCGCAGCAAGGACGGCACCGCAAGCGUUCUCAUGACGAACGGGCAGGAUUGGGCCACACAGAGAAAACCUGUCGAUCCGGCCUUCGAGAAGCAGGCCUUGCGCAACCUCCUGCCCAAGUUCAACGAUUGCUCCGACAGGCUUCUGGAGACGUGGAGGGGUGCAGACGAGGUGGAUGCCAAGCAGGACAUGUCCCGUUUCGCUUUGGACGUGCUUGGAUCGGCGAUGCUGGGCCAGACCUUCGGUGCCAUUGAUGGCACCUUUACUGACAGCUACGAGCACUACAAGUACAUCAUGCUUGAGCAGACCAACCCCGUGUACAUGUCUUUCCCUUUCCUGGAGCGCCUCCCAACCUCCCGGAAUCGUCGCAUGAGGGAGGCGGUGCAUCACAUGCAUGGCGUCCUGCAAGGUGCGAUAGAUGCUCGCGUGCAGCUGCGUAAGGACCAGCAGGCAGCGGGCACUCUUUCGGACGAGCCUCAGGACAUGCUUGACAUGUUGCUCGGACCGGGUGUGGAUGUGCCGGCAGAUGGAGUGCUGCCGACGGAGGGAGCCUUGCUGCCGAUGCUUUGGAUCUUCUUCAUUGCCGGGCACGAUACCACUGCGAUCUCUUUGGCUUGGAUACUGUACUACCUCGCAAAGUAUCCCGAGGUCCAGAGGAAAGCUCGCGAAGAGGCUCAGCAGCUUCUGGCCGGCCGGAAAGAUCCGACUCCUGAGGAUCUGGACAACGUGCCGUACCUCUCUGCCGUCAUCAACGAAGGCCUUCGUGUGCGCCCGCCCAUCUUCAAUCUCUACACUCGUCAGGCGGCCCAUGACACUGAGCUCGACGGCGUUCUCGUCCCGAAGGGAACGGGAAUUUCGUUGCACAUCGGAGCCAUCAACAAGCAUCCAGAGGUUUGGGGGGAAGCUGAGGACUUCAACCCGGAGCGAUUCCUGAAGGAAAAGCAGCCCCGGGUGUUCCACAACCUCCCUUUCUCGGCAGGACCUCGUCGCUGCCUUGGUGACAAGUUCUCCUUGAUGGAGCAGAAAUCUCUGUUGCUGAAGCUCCUCACACAGUACGAGGUCUUGCCACACGAGAGCACCCUCGACGGCGACAAGAACUUUACCUCCACCAUGACAGGUUUCAUAUUCCUGCAACCUGACAACAUCAAGGUCCGCCUGCAGGCUGUGCAGUAA
This is a messenger RNA of Symbiodinium sp. CCMP2592, 1566 nucleotides long. The record is from the annotation of a GenBank genome assembly. Lineage: Eukaryota; Dinophyceae; Suessiales; Symbiodiniaceae.